Anastrepha obliqua is the source of this 213-nucleotide messenger RNA. RefSeq lists its product as uncharacterized. The transcript has a single exon. The coding region runs from base 1 to 213 and encodes 70 amino acids. The record is from RefSeq and is a predicted model, not a curated record. NCBI's taxonomy places the organism in Eukaryota, Metazoa, Arthropoda, Insecta, Diptera, Tephritidae.
AUGACUGAAAACAAGGAUAAACACGCUACUGGCGGUGGCGGCGCUGAAAUUGCAGGCAGCAACAAUAGCAACGCACAAGGCCAAAGCACCACCGCCGCCGGCAGCAGCAACAUUGGUGGGCCGAAGGAUAAGAAAAAUGACAUCGACGGGACAGUUGCGCCAACGGAUACGCAACAUGAACGAGAAAAGGAUAAAGAGCCGAGUGACAGGUGA